Molecule: messenger RNA, 2292 nt
Organism: Ictalurus punctatus (channel catfish)
Lineage: Eukaryota; Metazoa; Chordata; Actinopteri; Siluriformes; Ictaluridae
Gene: esama
Product: endothelial cell adhesion molecule a
Exons: 7
Coding region: 392-1669 (425 amino acids)
Biological process (GO): homophilic cell-cell adhesion
Cellular component (GO): plasma membrane; adherens junction
Molecular function (GO): cell-cell adhesion mediator activity
Source: RefSeq, a predicted model, not a curated record
CAGCUUUUCUCUAGUCCACUGUCACUCAGUCACACCGCUGUAUCGUGUUGUAAGGGUUUCGAGGUCGAAGUGCAAGGUUAAAAAAAACUACUGCAUUUAUAAAAUAAAGCUCCAGUCACUUUGUUUCCGAGCGCGUGGAUAACUGCUGGAGUCGUCGUUUCCAUUGGUGUCGACUUUUCCAUUCAGGAGUCAGAUAUAUUUAUUUUUUAGCUCGCGCUCUCCACACUGAAAAGCCGAGCUGUUUAACAGCGCGCAGUUCCCAGGAACACGCGUAAGCUAAAGUGUCGCCGAAAGCAGUUUAUUUGUAGAAAACAGGGUUAUUUCGGAGGACUCAGAGAAACGAGAAGCUUGGACAGAAGGAGAGGAAGGACAGACGGACUUGUGCUGAGAAAUGGAGAGCCGAACUUGGGAGAAACUUGACACAUGGCUGUCCGUUCUGACGCUGCUGUGUCUUUACCCAGGUCUUCUGGCCCAGCUUCAGAUGCCCCAGACGAAUGUGGUGGUGAUUCAGGGGCAGACGGUAGUACUUCAGGCCUCAUACUCUGGAGGUGACCUCAGUUCAGCCACCAUCAGCUGGAACUACCUGUCUGAUCCCACAGUGAUCAUUUCCUAUCUAAGAAACCCUGUCGUCAGCGAGCAGUAUACAAACAGAGUGGGCUUUGUUUAUCCAAUGCCCAAUAACAAUCUGUCAAUCUACAUCAAUAACACGGUUGAGUCGGAUUCCGGAAAAUAUAUGUGCCAGAUUAUACCUGUCGGGACUUCUGGAAGUUUACAGGAGCUGACGCUUAAUGUGAUGGUUCCUCCUGCCACGCCCAUUUGUAAGCUGGAGGGAAAGCCAGAAGUCAAAGCUAAUGUCACACUCACCUGCUUGUCCAGCUCUGGCAAACCUGUACCCAUAUACAAGUGGUCUAAAACCAGCCCAAACUCUGAGUUCUUCUUCUCCCCCAUGCUCAAUCAGGUUAAUGGCACACUGAAGCUGAAUAACCUGAGUAGCAACAUGUCAGGGAAGUACGAGUGCACAGCCUCCAACUCCGCAGGAGAGGCCAAGUGUUACACCAACUUGGAGGUCAUCACCUCAGCUAAUGCUGGGGUGAUAGCUGGUGCCACGGUGGGUGCUUUAGUGGGCCUCAUCCUCAUCAUCCUUGUUAUCGUUUUCAUGUGUACACGGAGAAAGAAGGACACUGAGGAAGAUCUGGCCAAUGAUAUUAAGGAGGAUGCUCAGGCCCCUAAACGUGUCUCAUGGGCGAAGAGCGGCACAGGUUCAGACAUCAUCUCCAAAAACGGCACACUGUCAUCCGUCCGCUCCAGCCCUCUACCUCAAGACACACACGACCACCACCACCACCACCACCAUUACCCUAUCACACAACCCACUUCUGACACAGCCUGCAUCAUCACAGGCAGCACAAGCUACCGGCCCCAACCUGCAGGCAUCUCCAGCACCCCGGAACACACUUUUCCCGGCUACAACACCAAUGCCACUGUGCCACGCAAUCCCCCAGCACCCUCCAGUUCCAACGGAGGCUCCCUACCUAGGAUUGAAGCUCUUCAGCCACCGACCUCACGUUAUGUUCCUGCCCCGAGCGGAGUGAACGCCUCCAACCUGUCCCGUAUGGGAGGCGUUCCCAUUAUGGUUCCUGCACAGAAUCAAGCUGGUUCUCUCGUCUAGGGCUGAAGUGGUUUAGCUGUUUGGAGCACCCUCACACUGGAACUCACACUGGAAUCGACUGAAUGUGGAGGUGGUUUUAUAAAAGGGAAGAGCUAUUAGAGUCUUUUCACUGACUGUCCUGAAAAUGUGCAGUGUAAUGUAAUCUUAUUUACAGAAUUGACUUUUUUAUGUUUUAUAUAUAGACAUAAAACCAUUGUUUUAAUUACAUCAGUUCAAUUAUGUAAUAUAUUCACUAUCGUUUUUACACUGUAUUUCAAGAAAGUUACAGAAAGUCUGCUCUUGCUUUUAAGUGAAUGACACAUACAUUACUCCUGACUGUUAGCUAGAAUUACUUUUUUUUCAUUUAUGUCUUAAAUAUGUUAGCACAUCUUGAUAGGAUUUUAGGCCUAGUACACAUUAUUUACAUUUUUUUUAUGUAAAAUCUUUUUAUAUUAACCCUAUUCCUUACUUGUACAUAACCAUCAGCAAAAGCAGAGGAAAAUAUAUGCACUGAACUGGCUGUUUUUGGAUUAAGUGCAGAGAAAUGUGUCUCUAAGUGUUUUGAGGCUACUUGACACUAUGACAGCUACAUUUCUAAAAACAAACUUGGGAUGUUCUUAUUCAUAUAUAUAUAUAUAUAUACA